Calliphora vicina (urban bluebottle blowfly) is the source of this 4839-nucleotide messenger RNA. RefSeq names its product suppressor of sable (gene su(sable)). The transcript is spliced from 6 exons. Gene Ontology annotation, molecular function: metal ion binding; RNA binding. Gene Ontology annotation, cellular component: nucleus. The record is from RefSeq and is a predicted model, not a curated record. Gene Ontology annotation, biological process: negative regulation of DNA-templated transcription. The coding region runs from base 309 to 4280 and encodes 1323 amino acids. NCBI's taxonomy places the organism in Eukaryota, Metazoa, Arthropoda, Insecta, Diptera, Calliphoridae.
GUUGAAAUUGUUGAAUUGUUAACACAUGUUAAUAUAAUAAAAGAAAAGUUGGAUUUGUAAUCAUUUUUAAAGUAUAUAAAAAUCAAAAACAAACAAAGCAAGAGAAAAGAAGUCUUUAUAUAUAAUACCCUAAGGUUCCUCAUUUAAAUGUUUUUUAUUAACUUGGUAAAUGUAAAUGAAAUCAUCACAAUUUACACAAUUUAUUAAAUAGGCCAAAAAAAUAAACACAAAGAAUGUCCAAGUUUUUUUAAAACUUGCUUGAAAUUAACCACAAAAAAAAUAAAAAAAAGCCAACAAAUUAAAAAAACAUGUCUCAAACACAGACAGAAGAGCAGCAGAAAUUAGAAGUCAUAAAUGUAGAUGAUGAAGAUUUAGAAGAUGGUGAGAUCGAUGACAGUGAUGAGGAGGCCAAAGAUGAUGAAGAUGUCAUUAUUGUGGACAGCAGUAAAGGUGUUGAAAAACCUAAAAACUCACAUGAUGGCAAUGCUCUGAAAUCAUUGGCCAAUACGGAAUCAGUGGUCACCGUUAUUGAUUCGUCCAGUGAUACGGCACCCACACCACCACCCAGCAAUGCGAAUCAGAUAAAAUCAAAGAAACCCACACCAGUCGAAGAUGAUCAUGCGAGCAGCAUUGAAAAUGCCAUAGCCAUGGCUUUAAAGAAAAAGGGUAUAGAGCCGACAAUACCAAAAGUAUUGGAGACAAAAUUACAGCACUCGGAUGAUAAGGAUGAUGCGUCCGCUCCGGGUCAGGGACAAAGUAAGAGCAGUCGUCGGCGUAAGCGCAAAAAGGAGAAGGAAAAGGAGAGGAAGGAAAAGAAAAAACGUUAUGACUCCUCGGAUCCCUUGGGUCCACCACCCCUGGAAGAUGAAAUCGAUAUGGAUGAAUAUGAAAUGUUAAAUGUAAGAGGCGGUAGUCCGCCUCCCAUGGCUGCCCUGCCACAGCAAAACUCUCAAACAAACAUGCACAUGUAUAAAGAUCAAUAUAAUGAUUCCGAAGAUGAGUCGGGCUCCUCCUACGACAGCUAUGACACUGAUGCCGAUGACAGCAACAGUGAGCGCCGGCGACGUAAACGCAAAAAAGAGUCACGUAAACGCAAGGAAAAACGCCAGCGUGAAGAAGAUAAGCGUCAUGAUAAACGCAGUCGUCGUGAUUCCAUGGAACAUCGCAGUGAACCGCGAAAGCUAGAGUUGUGUAAAUUCUAUCUAAUGGAAUGUUGUGCUAAAAAAGACAAAUGCUCUUAUAUGCAUUCGGAUUUUCCGUGUAAAUAUUACUAUCUGGGCAUGGAGUGUGUGCAGAAAGAGGAUUGUAAGUUCUCGCAUGGUCAGCCAUUGUCGGAGGAGUUGAGAAAUAUAUUGCUGAAACAUUUAGAAACCGCACCCAAAGAGAUUUUAGGCAAUUUCAAACGUUUGUCUAGGGAAAACUCACUGGCCAUGGUGACCAAGCGACACGAGGAGUUGUGUCGAACGUUUAAUGUGCAAAAUAUCUGGGCUCCCUGUACGGCCAGCUCAUUGCCCAUACACAGCAAUAGGCGCAAUAAUAAUAUGAAUAACAAUAUUAAUAAUAAGAACAACAAUAAUAAUAAUAAGAACAGCAACAAUAGCGAGCAACAGCAUCUAAAUAAACAGCAGCAACAACAGAAUACCAAUAGCAGUGGUAUACCCUCAUUACUGGAUUUAGUAUUAAAUCCUCCACCCAACAUGGACAGCAUUAGCAAUAACAAGUCCUUAGGUCCAGAACAAAACAAACGCAAAUCUAGAUGGGCUGAUAAUAAUACUAAUACUCCCAUAAUUAAUAAUAAUCCUAAUCAAAUGUCUGUACAGCCACCCUCAAAAACAGCACCCGCCUAUUUGGAUCUGAAAAAUCUGCAUGGCAUUUUGAGUAACGAACAUAUUGAUAAACUACAACAGCUGGGCAUCGUCAAUUUGGAACAGGUUAAUCAGCUGACCUUUGGCCAACUAAAUCAAAUUGGUUUGACUAUAGCGGAAAUAACAGAGAUUCAAUUGAAUGCAAUCAAUAUGGCUAAAUUGGGUGGCAUGCCAGCUGUCAGUGGCACGCAGAGCAUGAUGAAAACCAGUAAAGCUACUGAUAGUAUUGCAGCGAACAAUAAGGAGGGAAGUUCCUCUAACAAAGGCGAUGUAGACAUGCGUUUCCUACCCACUGCAGCAUCCUCAACAGUUACCAGCACAUCGUCAUCAACAACCGCUGUGACAGCAGCAGCCGGCCCCGAUAAAGAUGUCUUAACGUCUUCCAAUUCGAAUAGCAGCAGUGGCGUUAUUAUGGUGGACUAUUCACAGUAUUUGAAAGACUCAAAUAUCUCCUUCGAUAGAGGAGAUAUGUAUGAUGACGAAAAAGAUGAAGAACAACUGGUUAUUGAUGACGAUAAUACCGAUACGGAAGAGCAGCAUCAAAAGGCAACGGAUGCUUUAGUAACAGAGCAGCAGGAAAAGAAACUUCCUAGCGAUUCCUAUGACAAUGGUUUUGCCGCCAAACUGCCCACCAUGUCCGGUUUAACACAGACUUUCCGCAAUCCCUUCAAAACAGCCGCUCCCCCAAUCCCCUAUGGCUCAGAGAAAUCAGAUGCAAAUCGUGCUAAUGAGAAGACGACUCAAGGCCAACGUGAUAGCAGUCCUGAAACUGAAAGAGACAAUGAAGCCGGUUUCUAUAACUCCUCAUCGGCGAGAAGACACUCGCGAGAAAGAAGUCGUUCCAGAUCAAGAACGCCCACUCGCUCCCAAUCAAAUACUCCGGAGGCCUCACAGUCGCCACAACCUCUGCAAAUUGCCCCAUUGGCUGCUGAGGAAAGCACCAUUAAAGAUGUGGUGUAUGAAAGAAACACCAUGUAUGAUUUUAGUUCACGCCUGGCUGAGGAGGAUGAGCAGAGAGCCUUAAACACAAAAUUGGAUAAAGAUAUGAGAUUUUUACCCGGAGGUUUGGGUUCAGAUGCCACGGCUAGUGAUAUAGACCUGCGUUUGCCCUUCCAGCCCAUGACCAAUUACACGCCAGCCACUGAGAUAGAUGGUUCGAUAACGUCACACUUGCCCAUUACCUAUAAAGUGUAUGAAGUUGAUGUGCCGCGUCCCAUUUAUGUGGAGCUGAGAAAGCAUUUUAAUUCAGAUCAUGCCACAGAUCCAAGACUGCGUAGAAUAUUGGGUUUGCCGGAGUUGUCACAGUCGAGAACUUCAGCAGCGUUAAGUAGAAAAGUGCGCAAGACCAGUCACAGCAGCAGCAUAGCCUCACCCUCGGAGUCCGAGGAAGCUUCACCCAAAUACUAUACACCACCCUCAGCAGCAGAAGAAAAACUGAAAAGCCGUAGUGCAGAUCCACGAGGAGAUCCCCGGGCCUCGGACCCCAGAGCUGAUCCUAGAAGCGAGGCUAGAACUGAAACCCGCACAGAUCCUCGCUCAGAUCCACGCUCAGAUCCGCGCUCUGAUCCCAGACGUCAAGAUCCCCGCAGUGCAGCCUCUUCGAAUAGCACCGUUACCACCUCUAGUACCAUAACCACCGCCAAUGCUGCCGGCGGCCAAAAACAAAAUAUCGAAAUACGUAAUCUUUUGCAAAAAUCCGAAUGGUACAAGAAUCUUAAUUCGAAAUUCAAGAUAAUGGUUAAUCAGCAGCUGGCUUUGGUAUCCACCGAACUGAAAAAGUUUCACCAGGAUCCCUCGCCCAAUAAGAUCUUUGACAUUUCGUUUAUUGUCAACAACCAGACAUUGCAGCAGAUUUUAACCAAUCUCGGCAUUUAUAUCGAUGACAAUGGCGAGGUGGCCCACAUAGACAACGAUAAUGAAGAACUAACGGAUGCCUCACAAGAUCUGGGCGGAAGUAAUCUUAAAUCGAAUAUUAAUCUGCCCAAUAUGUCACAGCCACCACCCAAUGUGGGCGGCGGCGGCGGUGGUGUUGGUAUGCAGCAAAAUAAUCCGGCCUUGGAUUUCCUAAGAGCACCGCCUCCCAUGGUGGUGGCCCAGGGACCACCACCCAUAGCUUUGGGUCCCAUGUUCCAAAGACCGCCCAUGCAAGUGCAAGCCUUUGCUAGACCCUCACUGCUAGGUAUGCCUCCAGCAGGCCAGGGCAAUCCUUUAAAUCCCUUUGCCAAUCCUUUGAAUAUUAAUCCCAACUUCUUGGCCGCUAAUCCCAAUCUAUUGGGAGCCUUUGGUCCCAAUUUCGUUCCUAACCUAGGCAUGGCUGCCAACAUGCAACAGCAGCAGCAACAACAACAGCAACAGCGUAAUUUCAAUAAUAAUCAACGCAACAAUCAGCGCCAGCAGAAUAGAAGGAAAAUUUAGCAUACGGAGAUAAAUGCUAGCAUUAAACCUCCCGAUACUCCUAUUCCUCCUCCUGCCCCUCCUUCUAUCCAGAUUACUACUGCAGGUCCUUUAGAAGAAUCUACAUCUUCUAAAUAGUUAAUAAAAUUGUGUAUAAAUAUUAUUAUAACUAAUGUUCUUUGCCUAUAAGACUUGUUUUUCUUUCUCUUAGACAUUAAAUUAUAUUAUAUACCUUAUUAUAGUGUAGAUUUAAAUUAUUACAUUACAUUAUUUUACUUUACUUUUCUUUUAAUUUUCUGCUUUUAUCGUUUAAUUUUUCUUUUAUUAAAAGUUAUGCAUUCAUUAAAAACAAAGACUCUUGUAAAUUAAAUCAUUUAUUGUUUUUUUUUUAUUUUUAUUUUUUUUCAUUAUAAAAUAAGAAAUAUUCAACAAAAAAUAUGUGUGAGGAAAUUAAUAAGAUUUUUAAUGUUAAGUGAUACUUGAAAAUAAUUCUAGAAAUUAGCCUUAAACAUUUUAAGGCGUUUUUUCAAUAUACAAGUUAAUAAAAAUAAAACAAAAGGUGAAAAAUAAAAGCUAAAAA